AUGGCUAAGCUAGCUCUGCCAGGUCCUGUUAUUUCUCUCCUGCUUCUGUUCUUCUUCUCGGGGGAGAUUUUGAUGUUGGUGAAUGGACAGGUUACAAUCCCAGCUGCCAAUUUGAGGAUCAGGACCUCCACUGCCACAGGAAAAGGAGGUUACAAUCCCUGCUGCCAAUUUGUGAGUGGAGGAUCAGGACCUCCACUGCCACAGGAAAAGGAGGAUACUUGGUGUGUGCCUAAGCCAGGAACCCCAUACUCUGCAUUACAGAACAUCAUAAACUUCACUUGUGGAAUAUUAAAAGAAUGCAGUGAAAUACAAGAGCAUGGUUCAUGCUACUUUCCAAAUACCCUCAUAAACCAUGCCUCAUUUGCCAUGAAUCUUUCCUAUAAGACCGAUGGACGCUACAAUUGUGAUUUCAAUGGCGUUGGCCUUAUCGUUGUCACUAAUCCAAGUUUUGGUGAUUGCAUCUAUGCCUGA
This is a messenger RNA of Prunus mume (Japanese apricot), 471 nucleotides long. NCBI's taxonomy places the organism in Eukaryota, Viridiplantae, Streptophyta, Magnoliopsida, Rosales, Rosaceae. The record is from RefSeq and is a predicted model, not a curated record.